This is a messenger RNA of Haliotis rufescens (red abalone), 2710 nucleotides long. RefSeq lists its product as uncharacterized. Bases 96 to 2345 code for a protein of 749 amino acids. The record is from RefSeq and is a predicted model, not a curated record. The transcript is spliced from 14 exons. Lineage: Eukaryota; Metazoa; Mollusca; Gastropoda; Lepetellida; Haliotidae.
GAUUGGCUGUUCUAUGAUCCGGAAGUGAAACUACAGAAACAACGAGCACAUGACCUAGCACCUGAUUGUCUUGUUGAUGGUGGUGUUCAUUGGAGAUGUUAUAUAAAAUGUCGUUUCUACAGAAGAUAUGUUUCUGCCUAGGAUUGUGCUUGGUAUAUGUGAGUGGCGAAGCUCCUGUACAAUCAAGAGAUGCUGAUCCGAAGGAUGUCAAGAAAGUUCAUCUGAUAUUCAUGAACCAUUUAGAUGUUGGUUUCAACGGCAUCAGGCCUCAGCUUGGCUUCAUCAACAAUGUUCUCAACAAGUACUUCACCGUGUACUUCCCCCAAGCUGUCAAAGUGGGCUUGCAGUUGUAUAUGCUGGGGUAUGCGGAGAAGCUGAUGUAUAUGUCCCACCCCUGGCUGGUCAGCAUGUACCUGGACUGUCCCCCAAACCUGGUGCUGGCUGGAAUACAAUUACAGUGCCCUAACAAGACGGAACUGAGCAACUUCGAGGCAGCUAUCAAGAUGGGGAUUAUCACAUGGCAUGCUGGGCCGAUGAAUAUGAACAAUGAAAUGUUCGACCCCUCCAUGGUUGACUACACCCUGCAGAUCAGUGAAGACCUCGAUAAGAGAUUCGGGAUAAAGCGCCCAACUCGUGUCGUCAGUCAGAGGGACGUCCCAGGCAUGUCGAUCGCUCUGCUGCCUCUGUAUGCUAAGCAUGGCAUCGAGGGUAUCAGUGUUGGUGUCAAUGGAGGGUCGGCACCACCGGCCGUCCCCAAGAUCUUCCGCUGGGAGUACCAGAAUGCCAGUCUCAUCGGAAUGUGGCAUCCACGCGGCUACCCCGACCCACCAGGGAAAUACCCAGCACGGGCCCUAGGCCUGUCUGCAAAGGACUGCGUGACAUUCGAAGGUCUGGAUGAAGCAAUGUGUUACGCUUUCAAGAGUGACAACCAGGGACCUCCAGCAUCUAUGGCGGAAGUCCUCAUAUUCUAUGAACUAGCUAGGGGACAGUUCCCUAACGCCCAUAUCCAAGCCUCAACCUUCGAAGAAUUUGUUGCCGCUGCCCAAGUAGUUAAAGCAGAGCUCCCUCUGGUGACGCAGGAGAUUGGUGAUACUUGGAUCCAGGGCUCCGCAUCAGAUCCUAUGAAAGUUGCCAUGAUGCGAGCCUUCUUCAGAACAAGAACAAACUGCUUGUUGAAAGCUUCCACAGGCAAUGCAAGCAGCUGCCCCAAUGAUGAACAGAUGUACAACGCCUCCCGCUUCCUGACCAAGCUCGGAGAACACACCUGGGGCAUCGCCCAAGCUGGGGACCUGAUCAACUGGGAGAAUGAUAUAUUCUACAAGUUUCUUGAAAACCAGACUUCUCUGUACAUGCAAGGCCCAUUGUCUUGGAUCGAGCAGCGACAAUUUAAUGACCUUGCCCUUGAUGCACUGGGAGAUCAUCCACUGGCAGAGCAGGUCAGCGCAGAGUGGAAGCAGCUGAGAGCUUCCAUCCCUGACUUCACUGAUUACCAUUUGGUCACCGAUCGCACUGCUAUGAUGUCAUGUAACCAAGGUUACAAGUUCCAGUUUGCCGCGGAUGGUUCAAUCAUUGCACUGGUGGACAAGAAUGGAGUGAACUGGGCGUCGCCGACAAAUCCACUGGGGCAGUAUGUGUACCAGACCUACAACCAGACAGACUUUGACCGCUUCGGCAGCAUCUACGACACUGGCAAAUUCCAAGUGGGAAUCUACAAACCCAAUAUGACAAAGAACUGCCGGGCACAGAGCAAACCCUGGGCACACACAGUUACUGACCUUUAUCAGGCAAAUGAUGGCAGCUGCAAGUUUGGAGUCAAUCUGAUUCCUGUUGAAACAGAAGCGACCUUCUACUAUGGUGCACCACCUAAAGUGUGCAUCCGAUACAGCGUUGAGACCGACUCACAGGGAAGACCAGGUGUGGCGGUAGACUUCCAGUUCUACGCCAAGCCGCCAACACGUAUGCCGGAAGCAAUCUUCCUGACGUUUAAGCCCGUGGAACAAGAAGGCCAUCGCUGGCUGGUCCACAAGCUGGGUCAGCUCCUCGACCCCCUCAACGUGGUGCAGAACGGAAGUCAGACACAACAUGGAAUUGAUAAAGGUGUGUACUACGUUGACUCUGCCUCUAAGGGAUUAGAGAUCCUCUCGCCAGAUGUUGCUAUAGCAACCAUGUUGACAUCGACGUCACCUCUGUCUGCCAUCCCCAACCAGUUAUCUCCACUUAAGGACGUUAAUGGUGUUUCUUUCAAUAUUUUCAACAAUGUAUGGAACGUGAAUUAUAUAUUUUGGUAUCCUUAUCUCCUUGACGAUAUGAACUAUAGAUCAAGGUUCUUUAUUACAUUUUUGUAGAUUAAGGGAUUUCUCAGUUUACUAAAAUGUGGUCAUUUCUUGUGGCCAUGAAUCGUUUUCUAUAUUUUCAUGAUGAUGCAAACGUUUUGUGAGAACACCAGGAUGUCUUCAAAAUAUAGUUUGUGUUUUUGUUUUUUGUAUAUUCUGGUGAUUGUUAAACUUUGACAAAUAUGUCUGUCUCUUUUUACUAAAUGCACAACCAUAAGCAGAUGUUUCCACUGAUAACCUGUUGAUGACAUAUUGAGUGAGUGAGUGAGUGGGGUUUUAUACCACUUCAUAGCAACAAUCCAUAUCAUGAUGUGGGACACAAGAAAUAUCGUCCCCCAUUAGUGAUAUAAUCAAUAAUAAAUGCACCUGGAUAGAAA